UAUCACAAAAUAUAUCGUUAGAAUUUUACUUUACAUUGUCAAAAAUCCAGAAAAUAAAUAAACUUUGUCCCGCAUCCAAGACGGGCCAGAGGGCGGCGGCCACGGGAGUAAACACACAGGAUGAGGGUGACGGUGGUGCUGCGGGCCAACAACCUCGGCAACCAGUUCAAGUUUUAUUGGCUGACGCAGGCGAGGCGGAAGAUCAGGGAGGAUGGCACAAGGGCAGCGCUGGAGGCUAAGGGGAUCCAUGCCGUCAACCCCAAGGAGUUCCUCACCCCGGCAUACCCUAAGCGUGUUCUGGAGGCACCCAUUCCCCCAAAACUCGAGGAGACGUUUGCCACACCGCCCCCAGUGAUCCGGGACACCCCAUGCCACGUGUUCACCCACCGCUUCUCUCCGAUUGGUGGACUCGCACAGGCGCAGCUCAUCACCAACUCCCUCACCCGCACCACUCUGCCGCAGACCAUCGCCGACUAUGCUGCGACUGGUGAUGGUGAUGCUUCAGAUAUCAAUGAGAGAGUGAAGGAAGCCAUCCUACACGCCCACCUGCUUGACACGUUCCAGGAACGGCUGCCACGCAUUCAUGAUGCCAUCAACAACCCCGGCUGGGUCUUCCCCAUCGAGUACGGCAUCCCACUCUGCCGCAAACACAAAACACUCACCUACCAGCUGCUGCUCUUGCUGGACCAGGUGGAGAGCUGCGGCCUGGAGAGACAGCUGGUGGAGGACACGUCCACCGCUGUGAUGCUCAACCAUGGCGACCGCCUAAUGCAGCUAAUGCACGAUGCAGCCUACCUGGUCUCCUCCCCACGCCCCCUCCCCCCCAUGGCCAGCCCAGAGGAGGUGCGGGCAGCCUCCGAGAGCGAGGGGAUGCCUGACCUCUACCCCAUGUCACCCUUCAUCAACUGUCGAGCUCGGACCUCAUACUCAGAAGAGGAGCGCUAUGGAGUGACAUCAUCGCAGCUACACCCGCACACCGUCUUCAUCCACCACAACCAGCCGUACAUGCCCCACCAGGAGGACACCUUCACGGGCAUGUCCCUCCUGUACGCCUUCUCCCACGCUGCAGCCUACGCCAAGCUGAUCCGGAAGGACCCCAUAGGUGACCUCGACGAACCCAUCACAGUGCAGGUCGUCCACAUCAACCGCCAACGCUACCACUUCGGCGUCUUCCAGCUCAACACCCUCAACCUCAACCCCGCAACCUCUGACGCCGCGCCCACCACCACCCGCAACCUCUUCUGGACUCAGCCUUGGGAGACACUCUUUGACACGUGCAAGUUCAAGGUGGGCAAGCCGGUCCUCGAAGGUUAUAAUCCCAAAGUGUUUAGUCUUCUGCGAGGGUUGCAUGUGCAGGGUUAGUUAGGUGUGUGUGUGUGUGUGUGUGUGUGUGUGUAAGAAGGAGAGAGAGUAAUUGGGGGCAUUGAAAGUAGUAACAGUAGUAAGAGGAGCUGGAAAAGGGAAAAAAGGUGGGAAAAAGAUGUUGCAGAGAGAGAGAGAGAUUUGAGUGAGUCCGUGAUUGAGUGAUUUGAGUUGGUGAGUGAGUAAAUGAUUGAGUGAUAGUGAGUGAUUGGUGCAUGAAUGAGUGAGAAAAAGAGAGAGAGAGAGAGAUUGAUUUACCCACAUUCUCAUUUCUGUCAUGUGGCUUAUUCACCAGCUUUAUAAAGUGUUGAAGAGUGUAGAGAGGAUACUGAAAAUAAUAAAAAUGAUAAUGUUACUGUAAAUAUUAUAAUAAAUCCUAAGAUAAACCAGGACAGACAGACACAUACACAGUGGUUUGUUAAUGUAAAGCUUGUGUUUGUACAAAUAUAAAUGUUAAAUACUGA
Messenger RNA from Eriocheir sinensis (Chinese mitten crab), 1826 nucleotides. It is a transcript of the gene mRpL37, whose product is annotated as 39S ribosomal protein L37, mitochondrial-like. Gene Ontology annotation, molecular function: structural constituent of ribosome. The transcript is spliced from 8 exons. Gene Ontology annotation, cellular component: mitochondrion; ribosome. Gene Ontology annotation, biological process: translation. The record is from RefSeq and is a predicted model, not a curated record. Bases 121 to 1362 code for a protein of 413 amino acids. NCBI's taxonomy places the organism in Eukaryota, Metazoa, Arthropoda, Malacostraca, Decapoda, Varunidae.